AUGAGCUCUCCGCUAGCUCAUUCGCCAACUCUUCCAGGCGACCAACCCUCUAGAGAACGCUUCAGCUGCGGCACAUGUACCAAAACCUUCAAGAACAUGAUAACCCGCCAUGCCCACCUGAUGAGAUAUAGUCACGAGCUCAACAAUGUCUUGGAAAUUUCUGUACCUUUUUUCCUCAACCUAAGGAAACAAGUCAUCAAGUGCCCUGUGUGUCCAUUCAAGGCAAAACAAGCCAAGUCCCCCAGAAGCUUUGUUACUCACUUCUCCCGCCAUGGCAACUGUUAUAACCUAACAAUCGCGUAUACAUGUUCCGUCUGCAUGGAAGUUAUGACCAUCGAUGAAGUCCAGGAUCAUCUUGAAUUACACCGUUCAAACCAUCUACCACUUACUCCAACCACCUCCCAACCUUCUGAGCAAGCCUCCCAUGAUCCAGUUCCAACUAGCCCAUCCACGGAUGACACCCUCUCAACCUCAGCGACCUCCUCACCUCCAUCGUCCCUGCCACUCUCCACUCCACCACCUACUUCCCCAGCCUCCUUGGACUCCCAGACCUUGCCCGACACCCAGAACCCUAUGUCACCAUCUGCUCCGUCUCCUCCAAGUUUUUCUCCUCCCCCUGAAACCAAUGCUGCUUUGAUACGUCGCUUCCUUGAGGCGUGUGGAAAUACUCCUGUCCCCACAGCACCUUCUGCACCUGUGAACCCAUCAACUCCACAUCCUGCUAUCCCCCCACUGAUGGCCAACAUCAUUACCACCCCUACACCGAACCUUCCUAGUACCCGUCAACCAUCUCCAAGAACAACCACUCAGCCACCAGUACUUCCCCGCCCGAGAGCUGCUGACUUCUUCGACCUCCCUCCAUCUAUCAUGGAAGACCUCCCUGAACCCAACCAGCCUACUACUCCCCCACCUCGUCCUCAAUCCCUUCCCUGCUAG
Messenger RNA from Paramuricea clavata, 936 nucleotides. NCBI's taxonomy places the organism in Eukaryota, Metazoa, Cnidaria, Anthozoa, Malacalcyonacea, Plexauridae. The record is from the annotation of a GenBank genome assembly.